AUGUCGUCGUCAGCACCUCAACCCGUGUCUUCGUCGGCUGAGCCACGAGACCCGGUCCAGAACCUCACCGACGCCGCCAAGAAUGUCGACCUAAAUGCACAGCCAGACCAAAAGCAGCAGAAGCAGCCAAAACAGCAACAGCAGGGACAGCAGCAGCAAAAGGGCGAAAAGAAGCCAAAGGCAAAGAAGGAAUCGGCAGAUGGCGCAUCAAAGGCUCCGCUCGAGUUCACCCCCAAGCCUGCCUACUUUGACCACCGUAUCGCCAUGUUCGAAAAGCUCAAAGCAGAGCAGGAUGCCGAAUUCGCAGCAAAGCCUCGUCAGCCCAUCACCGUCACCAUGCCAGACGGAUCCACCCGUCAAGGUACCUCCUACGAGACUUCGCCCAUGGACAUUGCCAAGGAAAUCUCCAAGUCGCUCUCCGAGAGGAUCGUCAUCUCCAAGGUCGACGACAACCUCUGGGAUCUCGAACGUCCCUUGGAGGCAGACUGCAAGCUCGAGCUCUUCGACUUUGACUCCCCCGAGGGCAAGCGUGUCUUUUGGCAUUCCUCCGCCCACGUGCUUGGCGAAGCCUGUGAGAAGCACUACGGCUGCCACUUGUGCAUCGGUCCCCCCACCGAAGAGGGCUUCUUCUACGAGAUGGCCAUGGGCGAUUCGGGCGAGCGCAUGAUCACCCAGACCGACUUCAACGCACUCGAGACGCUCAUCAAGAACGCCACCAAGGAGAAGCAAAAAUUCGAACGUCUCGUCGUUUCCAAGCAGCAGCUCCUCGAGAUGUUCAACUACAACAAGUACAAGCAGCACAUCAUCCAGUCCAAGAUCCCCGACGGCACCUCCACCACCGUCUACCGUUGCGGACCCAUGAUCGACCUCUGCGUCGGCCCACACAUCCCGCACACUGGCCGAAUCAAGGCCAUGACCGUCCUCAAGAACUCGGCCUCGUACUUCCUCGGCGACCAGAACAACGACUCGCUCCAGCGACUCUACGGUAUCUCGUUCCCAGACGCAAAGCAGAUGUCCGAAUACAAGCAGUUCCUCCUCGAGGCUGCCAAGCGCGACCACCGUAAGAUCGGCAAGGAGCAGGAGCUCUUCAUGUUCCACGAGCUCUCACCCGGUUCGUGCUUCUGGUUGCCCCACGGCGCGCGCAUCUACAACACGCUCCAGGAGUUCCUCAAGUCCGAGUACCGCCAGCGUGGCUUUGACGAGGUCGUCACCCCGAACAUGUUCAACUCGAAACUCUGGCAGACUUCGGGUCACUGGCAGAACUACAAGGACGACAUGUUCGUGCUCGGCGUCGACAAGGAGCAGUUUGCCCUCAAGCCUAUGAACUGUCCCGGUCACUGUCUCAUGUUUGCCUCACGCGACCGAUCGUACAAGGAGCUGCCGCUGCGACUGGCCGACUUUGGUGUCAUCCACCGAAACGAAGCCUCCGGUGCGCUCAGCGGUCUGACAAGAGUGCGACGAUUCUGUCAGGACGACGCCCACAUCUUCUGCAUGUCGAGCCAGAUCGAGCAGGAGAUGGCUGGCUGCUUCGACUUCCUCCAGCGUGUGUACGGCCUGUUUGGCUUCGAGUUCAAGCUCGAGCUUUCGACCCGCCCCGAAAAGUACCUCGGCGACAUUGAGACGUGGAACGUUGCGGAGAAGCGUCUCGCAUCAGCGCUCGACAAGUUCGUCCCCGGCAAGUGGGAGCUCAACCCUGGCGAUGGUGCCUUCUACGGUCCCAAGAUCGACAUCACCAUCUCGGACGCCAUGCGUCGUCACUUCCAGUGUGCCACCAUCCAGCUCGACUUCCAACUUCCGCAGCAGUUCAAGCUCGAGUACCGCACCGCCGUCUCUCAGGGCGGAGAGACGCAAGCCGAACGUCCCGUCAUGAUUCACCGCGCCGUCGUCGGCUCGUUGGAACGAUUCAUCGCCAUCCUCACCGAGCACUUUGCCGGCAAAUGGCCCUUCUGGCUGAGCCCACGUCAGGUGCUCGUCGUGCCCGUCACCAACACCGUGUUCGACUACGCCAAGAGCGUCCAGCAGCGUCUGUGGGACGAAGGCUUCUUCGCCGACGUCGACCUUAGCGACAACACGCUGCCCAAGAAGGUGAGGAACGGCGAGAUCGCUCAGUACAACUUUGUCUUUGUCGUCGGUCACGAGGAGAUGCAGACCAAGAGCGUCAACAUUCGCAACCGUGACGAUGCCAACCAGAAGGGGAAGGCUGAGACGAUGGAUUUGGAGAAGACGGUGGCGGCGCUCAGGUCGCUCAAGGCGGAGAGGAGGUUGGAGAACAAGCUGGUUUGA
Molecule: messenger RNA, 2283 nt
Organism: Pseudozyma hubeiensis SY62
Lineage: Eukaryota; Fungi; Basidiomycota; Ustilaginomycetes; Ustilaginales; Ustilaginaceae
Product: threonyl-tRNA synthetase
Exons: 1
Coding region: 1-2283 (760 amino acids)
Biological process (GO): threonyl-tRNA aminoacylation
Cellular component (GO): cytoplasm
Molecular function (GO): ATP binding; threonine-tRNA ligase activity
Source: RefSeq, a predicted model, not a curated record